This is a messenger RNA of Cantharellus anzutake, 609 nucleotides long. RefSeq lists its product as uncharacterized. The annotation marks the transcript as partial. NCBI's taxonomy places the organism in Eukaryota, Fungi, Basidiomycota, Agaricomycetes, Cantharellales, Hydnaceae. The record is from RefSeq and is a predicted model, not a curated record. The transcript has a single exon.
UUUCUUAUGGAAACUCACCACAAGUGCCUCAAGAUAGGCAACUACUGGAUGAGAAUCCCAAAAUAUGAGCACCACAGCAAGUGCAAGCACUGCCAACAAACAGAAACAAUAGAUCACAUACUUUUCAAAUGCCCACAGAACCAUGGCAAAAGACUCUGGGCCAUUGCCAAAGUGAUAUGCGAUCGCAGGAAGAUCACUUGGCCAACCAACCUCAAUGUCUCACAUGUGAUGGCUGCCCCGAUCGCCAGAAUAAACACCACGAUCGGACAGUUGAAGAAUGGCAAGACCAGGCUAUUCAGAAUAGUAGUACUUGAGUGUGCAUGGCAAGUGUGGAAAGCCAGAUGCUGUAGAGUAAUGAACCCCAAUCGACCACUCACCACACUAAAAGAGGUCACCAACACCUUCCAAGCUGGCCUCAAUGAAAAGCUCCAACAAGAUAUCAUGUCAACGUGCUGUAAGAGAUUCAGCCACAAAGCGCUACCAGCAAAACUCGUGCUACACACCUGGAGUGGCAACCUACAAGAAGAAGAGCGGUUUCCGGACAGCUGGCUUCACAGCAGCAGGGUUUUAGUGGGUAUACCGGACCGGGAGUCCCACACACAUGCAUAA